This is a messenger RNA of Chelonia mydas (Green sea turtle), 2511 nucleotides long. It is a transcript of the gene CFAP119, whose product is annotated as cilia and flagella associated protein 119. The record is from RefSeq and is a predicted model, not a curated record. The transcript is spliced from 9 exons. NCBI's taxonomy places the organism in Eukaryota, Metazoa, Chordata, Testudines, Cheloniidae. Bases 1744 to 2475 code for a protein of 243 amino acids.
GGGCCACGCCCCCUUGCGCUAGGCGCUGCACGUUGUUUAUUCCGUGCCUGAGGGUGGCAGCUGGAGGCCCCAGUCACAGACCAGGAGGAGCCCGGGGGCCUCGGCGCGGGACAGACGCGGAACCAAACGACAAUCCCGGUGUCACACAAGACACCGGAUGGCCCAAGGGAGCGGCGUUAGCCAGCGUGAUCUGGCACACGCCAGCAGCCGAGCCCCUGUCGCGUAUUCACAUCGACCGCGAGGCCCAGCUCAGGAUCCAGCGCGCAAGGGCUUCCCUUGGGAAACUGCUCCGACGCGUUGUCACGGCUCGUGACCGGCGGCAGGCACCGAGAUCCAGCCGAUAACACAUUUGUUGUUCCCACGCUCCUCUGCGGCUGCGAAACCUGGGAGACCUGUCGACAGCGCCUCAGGCGUCUGGGGAGGUAUCACCAGUGAUGCCUCCGGAAGAUCCUUCGCGUCAAGCGGCAAGAUCGCCGCACUAACGCCAGCAUCCUCGCUGAAGCCAAUGUCACCAGCGUUAAAGCAAUGAUCCUCCUGCACCAACUUCGCUGGGCUGGACGCUGUGCGCGGAUGCCAGACUCUCGCCUCCCAAAACAAGUCCUCUGCUCUCAGCUCGCCCGUGGUCAGAGAUCCCGUGGUGGUCAGAGGAAACGCUGCAAAGACACACUGAAAGCGUAUCUUAAGAAAACUGAUGUGGACAUCCCAAACUGGGAGGAGCAAGCCACCAGCCGACCCCGAUGGCGCCAUAUCCUUCAUCAGGCAAUAGCCCGCUUCGAGGAGAAGCACCUUGCCCUCAAAGCUGAAAAGCGAGAGAGAAUGAAGCAAAAAGAAAGAACUAACUUUCUCCUAGCAGGCAGCUGGCUUGCCACGAAAUGUCUGUACCUUUAGCGGAUGGGUUUGCAGUUCCAGGAUCGGACUUCUGAGUCAUCUCAGGACCCAUAUCCCCAGUGCCAUGAAGCCAAGAUCUGCAUGUGGUGAGUAGCAUCCAACCCCUCCAAAGGGGGCGCUCUGGGCACAUCGCUCUGUGGCUGUUACACAGCCAGAGGCACCUUCAUCUCAGCACCAGGCAAGCCAUCCCCGUGCAGCGUCUCUGCAUGGCUUUUACCUGCCUCCCCACCCCAGAGGCAGCUGCAUCUCAGUGCCAAGCAAGCCACCCCACGUGGUGUUGCUGUGUGGCUGCUACCCAGCUGCCCGACCCAAGAUGCAGCUUCUGAUAGUUAUGUGUAUUUUAUUGAUUGCUCCCAAAAGUAGGUGGAGAACAAACAAGACAAAAAGAACAGAAAAAGAAAGCAACAGGAAGGGCAGGAAAAGGAGAGUGCCAUGUUGGUUUCCAUCUGCUAGGAAUUAAUCAAAAGCAUCUAAAAAGUCAGACCAGAUCUUUUUAAAUUUGUCCGAGGUCCCUCUUCUCUGAAACGUUCCUGCUCGUUAGCUGCCGUGUCGGCCAAGUCACCGUGCCAGGCUUCUGCUCUUCCAUCUCUCCCCCACAGGUCGUUUGGCUCCGAGCACUGAUCUAGAGAACCAAACUUCCCGGGAGCUGAAGCGUUUCUAGAUUGAUGGGAUUGAGCCCACAGCACAGUUCUGGGAAGGCCGUUUAUCCUCCUACCUACUUCUAGCUAAAGGGUUAUGGUCUCUUGUCGACGUUCCCCAAUGGGCUGUUGAGCCCGUGCUGGGGCUUCAAAUGAUGCUCUUUCACGGCAUUGGGGCCCCUCUCCCUGGUGCAGGAAGUACCUGGACGUUCACUCCAUGGACCUCAUCAACAAAGCGCAGACCACCGACGAGCUGAAGAGGGUGCUGGCGGAGCUGUUCCAGCUGCAGGGCUGGGAAUCGGACCCACGGGCCGCCAUCUUGCUGGAUCUCUACUUCUACACGGUGCAGUUCAGCCGGGAGCACAGCUUCAACCGGGAGCAAAGCUCCGCCUUCUUCGCCAUCGUCAAAGACACCCACGAGGCCUGUGUGGAGACACCCCUGCCCAAUGUGGAGGAAUGUUACCGCUACUUCACCGAGCUGCUCUUCUGCCACGCCAUACGGCGGCCUCCAUUCAGCAUCGACCUCUUCAGCCAGGAGCAGCUGGCACUCAUAAGCGACUACGUGGUGAACACCUACUUCCGCCACUUCAAGCUGUACAAGUACGCCUUCACACCGCAGAUCCGGCUGGACAUAUCGCUGUCCUACGUGGGAAUGCCAGAGCCGGAGCCCGCGGCUGAGCUGGCAGGAGAGCUGGGCGAGAGCGUGACGGCGCCUGUCCCCCCAGCGCAAGAGGAGGAAGCAGACAGUGGAACCACAGCCCCCAGUGAGAGCCCCAGGGCCCCGCUGCGGGAAUACAUCUCGGCUCAACUUUGCCAGGAGAUGGCCCAGCUGCGGCUGGCGGUGGAGGAGCGGCUACGGGCCAGCGAGGAACAGUUCAAUGCCAAGCUGGCCCUGCUGGAGAAGGUGCCCAACUCCUCCAAGGGGGGCGGCCGGGGCCGCCGGAAGUGAAGGGAGAGAAGAGUGCAAUAAAGGACUCUAAUUCUA